AUCUGUCAUUCGCUUAGCCCAUUAUCUAGCUGCAAUGCUCGAUUGUUGAAUUAAUGACUUUCUAGGUAUAUAUGGGCUGUUUCACUACGUUCAGCCUUUAAAUUAGCCAGAGGAAAUCUUGCAAAAGCUGAUAUUUUGAUUAUUGUGAUAAAGCAACGUAGGCUAAACGUCAGCAAAGCAAGCUAUCACACGAGUGUGUGUUGUUGAUGAGUGUGCGUGCAGCUAGCAAGCCUGGGAGGUUGUUUAUCACUAAUCCGGUCUAGUUUCAGGAAAACCCUGGUCAGUUGAUAAUAGGCUGUCAUUGAAAUACCAUAAUGUUGCCGCGAUCCUGAGGUGUUGACUGGGACAAAAAAAAAAGAGUGAUGUACUCUCCUAUGCGAAAGGACUACGUCGCGCUGACCUUGCGUGACCAGUACAGCCAUAACUAUACCAACGGGAAACAAUGGAGGAGGCAGUCCUGCUGGAGGAAAUGGAAACAACUCUCCCGGAUGCAGCGCAGUCUGAUCCUCUUCCUGACGGCGCUGUUGCUGGCCUGUGGCAUCAUCUCGUAUCCCAGCCUGAGUCAGCACUGGAGAGGGCUGUCUGACCGCUCUGCAGAGGACGACUGGGAUGCCGAGGACAUCAAAGGGGUCCGGCCCAUCCCGCCCGGUGCCAUGCCAAAAGUCAACCCUGACCAUGUCCCAGAGGCAGCGCCCCAGGAGAUCAUCCCCGAGCUGCAGAGGCCAAACCUCCCCAUCCUUCCUAAACCACCAGAAAUGAAGAAACCUGCUCCAAACAAACGAGGUCCACCUGUUCUCCAGAAGCGAGGCAAUACAUCGGACACUCAGGUGAAGGAGAAACAAGAACCCUCAGAGAAGAAUGAGGGAGCACGCGAGGAAGAACAGAAAGGAGAGAAGGAGGAAGAACAGAAAGGAGAGAAGGCUCUUAUCAGCUGGAGAGGGACCAUGAUCGAGGCCGAGCAGUCCACAGACCCCCCACCCUCAGUGCAGGAGAAGGAAGGAGCAGCUGGGCCGGCCAAGCCUGGGGAAGCUGCACCACUGGCCCCAGCAGCGUCGGUCUCUCCAGAGGACCGUGUGGAGGCAGUGCGGGAGGCCUUCAGGCAUGCGUGGAAGGGCUAUAAGGAGUUUGCCUGGGGCCACGACGAGCUGAAGCCCAUCACCAAGACCUACGGGGAGUGGUUCGGCCUGGGCCUCAGCAUCAUCGACGCCCUGGACACUAUGUGGAUCCUGGGGCUCAAAGAAGAGUUUGAGGAGGCGAGGAUCUGGGUGAAAGAUGAGUUGUCAUUCAACAAGAACGUGGACGUGAAUCUGUUUGAGACCACCAUCCGCAUCCUGGGAGGUCUGCUCAGCACCUACCACCUGACCGGAGACGGGCUGUUCCUGGACAAGGCUAAAGACAUCGGAGCCAGGCUUAUGCCUGCCUUCAAAACCCCAUCUAAAAUCCCCUUCUCGGAUGUAAACAUUGGCAAAGGCACCGCCCGCCCACCCCGCUGGACCACCGACAGCACCGUUGCCGAGGUAACCAGCAUCCAGCUGGAGUUCCGCGAGCUCAGCCGUCUCACUAACGACCCGCAGUACCAGACGGUGGUGGACGAGGUCAUGAGCCGAGUGCACCGCCUGGAGGGCAAGCAUGAUGGCCUGGUGCCCAUGUUCAUCAACACCAACAGCGGCAAGUUCACCCACCGCGGCGUCUACACGUUGGGUGCCCGCGCCGACAGCUACUACGAGUACCUGCUCAAGCAGUGGCUGCAGGGAGGCAAGACCGAGACAGCCCUGUUGGAGGACUACCUUCAGGCGAUUGAGGGCGUGAGGAAGAACCUACUGAAGAAGACUCAGCCCAGCCUGCUGACAUUUGUGGGGGAGCUGUCUCACGGCCGCCUCAACCCCAAAAUGGACCACCUGGUGUGUUUCCUGCCGGGCACGCUGGCGCUGGGGGCCCACAACGGCCUGCCCGCGGAGCACAUGGAGCUGGCCCUGGAGCUGAUGGAUACCUGCCACCAGAUGUACGCCCAGAUGGAGACAGGCCUGAGCCCCGAGAUCGCCCACUUCAAUCUGCAGCCCCGCAACGGACGCGACGUGGACGUCAAGCCUGCAGACAGACACAAUCUCCUGCGGCCAGAGACGGUCGAGAGCCUCUUCUACCUGUACAGGUACACCCACGACUCCAAGUACAGGGACUGGGGCUGGGAGAUCCUGCAGAGCUUCAACAAGUACACCAGAGUGCCCACAGGGGGCUACAGCUCCAUCUCAAACGUCCGCGACCCGGUGAGCCCAGGGCCCAGGGACAAGAUGGAGAGCUUCUUCCUGGGCGAGACGCUGAAGUACCUCUUCCUGCUCUUCUCCGACGAUGAGCAGCUCGUCAGCCUGGACAAGUACGUGUUCAACACGGAGGCGCACCCGCUGCCUCUCUGGCCCGUAGCCUCCUGAGAGGACCAGAAACCAGGUCGGGCAGCGCAACAGGAUCAGCCCUCCUCCUCGUCCUCCUCCUCCUCCUCCUCUCCUCUUCUAACCCCAUGGGACACAGCUCAUGUUGACUGCGAGUGUCAAACUCCACUAGGACCAGCUUGGUGGAAGUUGACUGCCAUCAGUGAGUGUGCCUUUUUGUCAGUUAGGUGCGGAGGAUGCUGCUGAGAAAAUGCAGUGAAGGGAUGAAAGUUCACAUGAGGACAUUUAUAUAUCUCUCUCUCUUCUCUCUAUCUAUCUAUCUAUCUAUCGAUCGAUCGAU
Alosa sapidissima (American shad) is the source of this 2724-nucleotide messenger RNA. RefSeq names its product mannosidase, alpha, class 1B, member 1a (gene man1b1a). Bases 363 to 2426 code for a protein of 687 amino acids. Gene Ontology annotation, molecular function: mannosyl-oligosaccharide 1,2-alpha-mannosidase activity; calcium ion binding. The record is from RefSeq and is a predicted model, not a curated record. NCBI's taxonomy places the organism in Eukaryota, Metazoa, Chordata, Actinopteri, Clupeiformes, Clupeidae. Gene Ontology annotation, cellular component: endoplasmic reticulum; membrane. The transcript has 14 exons. Gene Ontology annotation, biological process: carbohydrate metabolic process; N-glycan processing.